Carya illinoinensis is the source of this 728-nucleotide messenger RNA. RefSeq lists its product as uncharacterized. The record is from RefSeq and is a predicted model, not a curated record. The transcript has a single exon. NCBI's taxonomy places the organism in Eukaryota, Viridiplantae, Streptophyta, Magnoliopsida, Fagales, Juglandaceae. Bases 10 to 657 code for a protein of 215 amino acids.
UUUGUCGCUAUGUAUUCAUUGGUAUUAGGCAUUGUUUUCAUUACUGUUGUGAAUGAACUACUAGGGAGGUUCAAUCCAUUUCUUGUAACAGUGUGGCAGGGUUCAAGAUUGGGUCUCGAGAGACUUUUCGGGUUCGUUUUGAUGCGAUGGUUGGUGAGAUAUAUACUAACGGAUCUCCUUGGGUCGUGGUAUUUUGGCAAAAUCGAAGAUCAGGACACAUAUUUGAAGCUUUAUGUCAUGUUUAAAUUGAUGCCGUUUUCGAUCAUGUCUCCGUGGAUUAGUGGUCUUGAGAGAGAGAUUUCGGGGUUUUCGAUUACGUGCUUCUUGACCGAUACGUUCUUGGCUUUAAUGUUUGCUGGGGAUAUUUGGGUUGCGAUUGUGGAUCAGUGGAGGACGCUAACGGAGAUAAUGGAGGAAGGUUGUUAUUUGACGUUGACGAUGUUGAGACAGAGUAUCCAUAUUAUCCUUUUCGAAGCUAUCUUUUGCGGCCCGUUUGUGGGAGGAAUUCUUACUCAGGCCUUUGGGAAGUUUUUUGCAAUGGUGUUUCAGUCAGCUCUGGAGGUUUAUUUCAUGGUGGCUUGGCUCAUGCUUUACAUUUAUGCGAGGUAUAGGGAUUCUAGUAUCCGCGGUGAGACGUUUCGGAGGAGAGAGUUGUAGGGUUUGGUUAACUUGUAGGAAGCUGUACCUGUGAUUAGCGCUGCCAUUGUUGGGUCGGAGUCUCCGUCAAU